AUGCACCAGGGCUCCCGGCUGCAGCUCCAGGCCUGGAUGCAGCUGCUGCAGCGCAAGGAUACAGGGAUCCCACCCGGAAUCUCCCCGGAGGGAUUCCUGCUCGUGUUUAGCUGCCUGGUGCUCUCCGUCUUCUCCACCAUCCAGGAGCACCAGAAAGUGGCCAACCAGUGUCUCUUCAUCCUGUGUGUCAUCGACUUCAUCGUCUUCAUCGCCUCGGUGGCCGUCAUCGCGGCGGGCACGCAGGGCAACAUCUUCGCCACGUCGGCGCUGCGCAGCCUGCGCUUCCUGCAGGGCAUCCUGGGCUCCGGCUUCGCCCUCAAGGUGCAGGAGCAGCAUCGGCAGAAGCACUUUGAGAAGAGACGGAUGCCCGCGGCCAAUCUCAUCCAGGCCGCCUGGCGCCUCUACUCGACGGACGCGGCCCGUGGGUACCUGACGGCCACGUGGUGCUACUACGACAGCCUGCUGCCCUCCUUCAGAGAGCUGGUCCUAAUCUUUGAGCAUUUGCACCGAGCCCGCAACGGAGGAAUUAGGAAUUCAGAGGUGAAAAAAUGGCCGGACGGAGCCCCACCGCCUUAUCCGUCCUUCCCCUCCGGCCAGAAAAGCAGCGGCCCCGCGGCUUGGGCCGGGGAAAGGUCCUGCAUAAACGACGCGGCGCAGGGGCCGGUGCGGGGAGCGGAGCAGCGGGAUGGGGGGACAGGGGACAAGAGCAGAGCCCCUGCUGUCCCCGUGGUGCGGGUGCAGGAGCGGAGCGCGCCCCGGCACUGCGGUGCUGCAGGGGACCGCGAGGAAGAGGAGGAGGAGGAUGCGCCCGCUCUGGCGCCCGCAGCCGAGUGCCCGCCCGAGGACGGCGGCGAGGACAGGGGCUCCCAGGGCGAGCUGAGCGCCGAGGACGUCAUGCCGGCCGUGAAGAGCCUCAUCCGGGCUGUCAGGAUCCUGAAGUUUCUGGUGGCCAAGAGGAAGUUCAAGGAGACCUUGAGGCCCUAUGAUGUCAAGGACGUCAUCGAGCAGUACUCGGCCGGCCACCUGGACAUGCUGGGCAGGAUCAAGAGCCUGCAGACGCGGUGA
This is a messenger RNA of Tinamus guttatus (white-throated tinamou), 1065 nucleotides long. NCBI's taxonomy places the organism in Eukaryota, Metazoa, Chordata, Aves, Tinamiformes, Tinamidae. The record is from RefSeq and is a predicted model, not a curated record.